Messenger RNA from Lottia gigantea (owl limpet), 1245 nucleotides. RefSeq lists its product as hypothetical. The annotation marks the transcript as partial. Lineage: Eukaryota; Metazoa; Mollusca; Gastropoda; Lottiidae. The record is from RefSeq and is a predicted model, not a curated record. The transcript is spliced from 9 exons.
UCAGUGUCAAAACACUUGUUACAGGUCAGCAUUCCAAAGAAACUAGAAAGUGAUAUAUUAACCCUAAUUCAAGAACAUAAUGAUCAAACCAAGAGUUAUGGAGAAUUAUCGAAAAGGCUGACCUCUAGAAAACUCACAGAUGUGUAUAAUAGUUUAUCAGAUGCUGGUUUCACCCAGAAACAGAUAGAAAACACUAUGAAUAAUACUAUAAUGAAAGGUGGUGAUUUAAUAACAGCUCUAGAUUGGCUAUGUUUAAAUAUUGCUAAUGAUCAGUUGCCUGCAGGUUUCUCAGAAACAUUAUUACGAGAAGAAGAAAAGAAACGAAGGCAGCAGUUUGAUCAAUCAUUACAAGUACAAAAAUCACAUAUUGAUGAUGUAGCUGAGACAAAACAAUCAUCUAAAUCACAGAAGAAGAAGAAAAAGAAGAAAUCUGGUGGUGGUGAGAACAAGGGAGGUAAUAUGAAGAAUUGGAUCUUACAGUACGCUAAUAUGAGCUCUUCAGAGUCAGAAGGUGAAGGUGGUCCAAAAGAAUUUGAUCCAAAUUCUAAAUACCUAUCUCUGCAUGAGAAAUUAGAAGAUGUCAAGGAGCAGGCUAGCUUAGCUAAACAACAAGGCAACGAAUCCAUUCAUAAAAAACUGUCAAAAACAAUACGUGAAAUGACUGUAGAAAUGAAUGCCUUAGAAACUUUCCCUGGAUUUGAUCCAAGUAUCAAGCCUGCUCCCGCACCAAAAGAAGAAAAAAAGGUGUUACCAAAGCCUGCAGAAGCUUCUAAAGCUGAGAGUUUACCCAGUUCCAGUCAGUCUGUUUCUAGUUCCACUAAACCAGGAAAAACCAAAGCAGUAGAAGAUGUGAGAAAGUUUGAAUAUACAAAACAACAAUGGACUGGCAAGGCUCCAAAACAGUUUCUUAUAGAUUGGGUUCGAAAACAUCUCCCAAAAUCUGAUCCUCCAAAAUAUUCCAAAAUACAACUUAAAAUGAACAGAUUUAAAAGCAAAGUUCGUAUUGAUAGAAAAAAAGAUGGUGGAAUGCUAGAAUUAACACCUGAGAUUUUAUGUGAAAAUGUGAAGGAAGCUGAACAACUGGCUUCAACAUUAGCUUUAUAUCAUCUGUGUAAGGGCCAGUCGGUGCAUCAGUUAUUGCCUCCUCCAUUUCGUGACAUCUGGUUGGAAUGGUUGGAUGCUGAAAAAACUAAAAAACAAAAUGCCAUAGAUAAAGAAAACAAGGUAAAAUUUUACUUAUUAUGA